AUGGCAGACAUCCACAUGAGCGAUCUUUACAACCCGCAGAUGCUCAUUAUUCGUAUCGAGGACAAUGACUCGAUCUUUCGAGUCCCGCGAGGUCUGCUCUGCGCCAAAUCUGCAUACUUCGAAUCCGCAUUCAGGAGAGAGACUUUCAAAGAAGGAAGAGAACACCUCAUCGAGUUGAGCAGUGAUGUAGCGGAAUGGGUGCUCGAGGUAUGCUUAAGUGCGCGUAUCUGUGAUAUUGGCCACGACGAACAGCACCCGAUGAGCCAACACUGCAGCAAGAAUGUUGCUAAUAGAAUUCAGUGCUUCAUCGGCUGGCUGUACACGCAGCGAAUUUUCUGGCAGCCACUACCCCAUGAGCCCAAGCAGUGCCGGUACGAAGUCAAUCUUGUCCACAGUGAUGAUGAGGAUGAUCCUUCCAACCCAGUGACUUGGCCCUGGGAGGUCAUCAUCCAACUCUACGUGUUCGGCGACAGAUACGACACCAAAGCUUUUCGCAACGCCAUCAUGGACGUCGCUCUGCUGAAAGCCUUGCAAUUUCAGCCCCGAAGCUACCUCUGGCCAGACGUGAAGGAUCAGGAACUAGCAUACAAGCGCCUGCCAUCCAAUUCGGACCUCUACCGACUUAUGUUAGACAUUGGCGUCCAUGAAAUCGAACCGACGUUUUCUGCAAUCCAGUCGCCAGCAGAGGCCCUUGGGCUUCAUUUGCCAGCAGAGGCCCUUGCGAUACUCUAUUGCCUCUCUUCCCGGUUGGCGGCCAAGCUGCGUUGUCCUGCAUGUCAGGCUAGACGCCAUUGCGGACGAGAUCACGCGACUAUGCCAUUGCGAGCCACGUUCCGAACCGACUUCACCUCGUACUACGAGCAUGAUUCUGAGGAGGAAGUGCACGCCUGCAUUAAAAAGUGGACGGAAUUGGCAUACAAACAUAAGCUGGACAUGGUCUCCUACGAAGUCUGA
This is a messenger RNA of Sphaerulina musiva SO2202, 954 nucleotides long. RefSeq lists its product as uncharacterized. The transcript has 2 exons. The record is from RefSeq and is a predicted model, not a curated record. The coding region runs from base 1 to 954 and encodes 317 amino acids. NCBI's taxonomy places the organism in Eukaryota, Fungi, Ascomycota, Dothideomycetes, Mycosphaerellales, Mycosphaerellaceae.